Molecule: messenger RNA, 951 nt
Organism: Lymnaea stagnalis (great pond snail)
Lineage: Eukaryota; Metazoa; Mollusca; Gastropoda; Lymnaeidae
Source: the annotation of a GenBank genome assembly
GGACACGGUAUCAGGAGCGACGACGUGUUCGUGACGUUCAUUCUUAACGUCGAUAUCGUCUCGACGCUCCUAGCGUUGGCGGGAAUAGCGUUCAACCUCCUUAACGUCGUCGUCUUCGUCAAACUGGGGCUGUCCGAGACGACAAAUAUCUCGCUGUUGAGCCUGGCGCUUGCCGACGUGGUGAUCCUGCUGACCAUAAUAGGUUACACAGUCGUCUACAACCCCCUGACGCUGAGCGCCGCGCCAAACCUCGACAUUCUGGACGCCGUCAACUACGUCGUUCUGGGCACCCCUCACGUCAUGUUUAGCCGGAUAGCCGGCUGUUUGACGGCCUUCGUGGCGCUGGAGAGGUUUCUCUGCGUAGCUUUCCCGCUGCACGUUAAAAUCAUCGUGACGCCAGGGAAGACCACCUCGGCCGUGCUGUGCAUCAAUAUCCUCACCGUGGUCUUCACGCUGCCCACUUUUAUCGCUAAUCAGAUCGGACCGAGGCUCAACGCACAGCUGAACCUGACCGUCGUUGGAUUAAUCCAGGCCCCGUCUGUAGCAGAAUUUGAGGGCGUGACGAUAAUGUUUAACCUGAUUGUUCAGAUGACUUCAUUCGUGGUCGUCACGCUGUCCACCCUGGGCUUGAUCCGGUCACUUCACAAGGUCACCCAGUGGAGAAAAAGCUCUUCAUCCUCUCAGAUCCCUCGCGUUUCCGGUCGAGACAAACAACUGGUCAAGAUGGUCAUCAUGAUAUCAGUAGCCUUCAUCGUGUCAUCGUUCCCCACGCUGCUGGUCAACACCCUGCAGGCGUUUGUCAAAGAGUUCAGCGUCAGGGGACGAGAGAAGAACCUGUUCAUAGCCGUCUGCGCAGUUUUGUUUAACCUCCAGACGAUCCAUUCAGUGGUUAACAUUUUCAUCUACCUGUCGAUGAGCACCAGGUUUAAGCGACAGCUUUUCGACAUUUUU